CUUUAUCAAAAAUUAAAAAUAGCAAAAAUCUAUCUUUUCUUUGCUUUAAAUUUGCCACCUUCCUCACAUCUUCCCAACUAAGAAAAAAAGCCCCUCACUUUCUUCUAUUCAAAUAGCUUAGUCAUCUUUCUCAAUUAGUUACACAUUUUUUUUAUAUGUUUCCCCACUUGCCCACAUCAAAACUUCUCUUUUAAGCUAUGAAUUCUCCAUACUAAACACUUCAAAUUUUACACUAAUUCUAUUUCUAUACCAAUCUUUUAUAUUUUCUUACUACAUUUUAAGGCUAUGGAUUGGGAGCAAAAAAGUCUUGUGAAUGAGCUUACACAAGGAAAAGAGCUGACAGAAAAAUUAAGAAACAAUCUAAUCAACUCUAUUUCAUCACCUGAAAUGAGACAAAUUCUUGUUGAUCAGAUUCUUUCAUCUUAUGAAAAAGCUCUUAAUUUGCUGAAUUUUGACGUUUCCGCUAUCGAAACGAAACCAGUAAUUCAUACAUUGGAAUCUCCUCAUUCUUGUGCUAAUAGUAGUCCUAGAAGUGAGGUUUCUGACCAAGAUUGCAAGAAUCAGUUUAGCAAAAGUGUCUACAAGAAAAGAAAAACACAAGCAAGAUGGACAGAGCAAGUGAAGGUUUGUUCAGGAACAGCAAUGGAAGGGCCUCUUGAUGAUGGCUAUAGCUGGAGAAAAUAUGGCCAAAAAGAUAUUCUUGGAGCUAAUUUUCCAAGAGGCUAUUAUAGAUGUACUCAUCGUCACUCACAAGGUUGUUUAGCCACAAAACAAGUUCAAAGAUCAGAUGAAGACGCAACCAUUUUCGAGGUGACUUACAGAGGAAGACACACAUGUUUUCAAUCCUCUCGUUUAGCUAACGACAAUUCGAAUCAAAACAAAGAUAAUUUUCAACAUCAAGAAAAACCAAAGCCAAAGCCAUUACUAAAAGAAUUAUCUUUCAAAGACGGAUUUAAAACCGAGGAUUUGGAAAGUCUACGAGACAUUUUCCCAUCGUUUUCAUUUUCUGAUAUUGGAACUGAAAAUGAGGGAAACUAUGAUAUUUUCAAGAUUGAAAGUAGUCUAUUUGAAUCUCCGGCGACAUCCGAGUCCAACUAUUUGUCAUCGGUGUCGGCAUGUCACUACAAUGAGAGAACACCAGAAACUGAGUCGGUCCCCACUUCGGUUACUAAUUCACCAAUUCAGGAUUGGGAUAUUUCCAUCGAAGAUGCAGAUUUCGAUAUCAGUUUCCUUUUAGAAAAUCCUGAAUCAUUUGCUUUCAAGUAAUAGUGUAUAGGAUCAGAUCAAUUUAGAUUGGUCAAAUUAGCCAGCACUGAAAGAGAGAUUAGAAAAAUUAAUGAUGUUCAUAUGUCUCCUAUGGUUAGCUAGCCACAACCUUGUGCAAUUCUUUUUCUAUUUCAAAAUUGUUUUCCAUGUACUUGUGUUCUUUCAAGAGGGACUCUAGCUGAAAAUGGAAUUACAGAAAAAGUUCCCUUUGUAAAAGUGUUGAGAAUCUUGAAUUCUGGUAACCAAGUUAAAACUAGAAUGAUAUAUUUUUAUUUGUUAAA
Mercurialis annua (annual mercury) is the source of this 1547-nucleotide messenger RNA. RefSeq names its product probable WRKY transcription factor 53. The transcript has 3 exons. Gene Ontology annotation, biological process: regulation of DNA-templated transcription. The coding region runs from base 286 to 1266 and encodes 326 amino acids. The record is from RefSeq and is a predicted model, not a curated record. Gene Ontology annotation, cellular component: nucleus. NCBI's taxonomy places the organism in Eukaryota, Viridiplantae, Streptophyta, Magnoliopsida, Malpighiales, Euphorbiaceae. Gene Ontology annotation, molecular function: DNA-binding transcription factor activity; transcription cis-regulatory region binding.